Messenger RNA from Contarinia nasturtii (swede midge), 1904 nucleotides. Its product is annotated as 4-coumarate--CoA ligase 1-like. The transcript is spliced from 8 exons. Gene Ontology annotation, molecular function: long-chain fatty acid-CoA ligase activity. NCBI's taxonomy places the organism in Eukaryota, Metazoa, Arthropoda, Insecta, Diptera, Cecidomyiidae. Gene Ontology annotation, biological process: long-chain fatty acid metabolic process; fatty-acyl-CoA biosynthetic process. The record is from RefSeq and is a predicted model, not a curated record. Bases 153 to 1811 code for a protein of 552 amino acids.
UGCUGAAGAUUACAUUUAGUAACUAGUUUUGCUCUGAGGCGUUUAUAUAAUAAAUAUCUUCUUCUAUUGUCAGUUUGACAUUUGUAACAGAUAAAAAAAAUAAAUACGUAUUUUACGUUGCAUUGAUAAACGUUGUAUAGAGUUUUAAAACAAUGAAUAAUAUUCUGUACGGUGGAUAUGAAGGUUCUGAAGAAGAAAUCUAUCAAGGUGCUCGAUCAUUAGGUGAAGCGCUAUUAAAUAAAUUACGCGCCGCUGGACAAAGAAUUAUUUUGGUUGAUGGAUUAACCGGCGAAGAGAUUAACGCACAAACAUUCAUAUCGAAGGCAAUAUGUUUGGCACAAUAUUUACAAGAAAAGUUUGGCGUUAAGUCAGGCGAUGUCAUUUCAAUUUGUAGUGAAAAUCGAAUUGAGUUGGCCAUUACCAUUCAUGCGACACUUUUUCUCGGUGCCACAGUUGCUCCGCUCAAUCACAGUUACGGUGAAUAUGAAAUGGCUCAUGCAAUAAAAUUAUCAAAGCCAAGAGUAAUUUUUGUAUCGCCGAAAAACUCAAAAACAAUUGCCGCUGUUUCUCAAAAGGUGAAUUUUGUCGAACAAAUCAUUUUGUAUGCAGAUGGCUGUAAUACGGAAAAUCAAAAAGCAAUAUCUUUCAAUCAAAUUACUGAUUGUCAGUUGACCAAUUCCCAAUUGGAGCAUUUCAAAUGCGAACCACAAAAUGUGAAAGAAAACGUUGCGCUGAUUAUGUGCUCAUCGGGCACAACUGGUUUACCUAAGGGCGUGCAACUAACUCAGUUCAAUCUUUUCAUUACAAGUGUUCAAUCCCAUGGGCGUUUGCAAUCUUUGGAAACGCCGGCAAGUGGAGAAAGUAUAAUUUUAGGAAAUAUUCCAAUGUUCCACUCAUUUGGAAUGGUAACAUAUAUCAUUCGAUUUCUGGCCCGAGGGACGUACAUCAUAAAAACCAUUUUAAUGUCACGAUUUACCGAAGAGGAAUUUUUAGGAUGCAUUCAGAAAUACCGAGUGACAACUGUCAGUUUAGUUCCAGCUAUUAUGGUUCUUUUAGCAAAAUCAUCGUUGGUUCCAAAAUAUGAUCUUAGCUCAUGGCAUGUGGCAGCUUAUGGCGCUGCUCCACUGGGUAAGGAAAUCGAAACUGAAGUAAAAAAUCGAAUUGGUUUCAAAGUUGUACGACAAGGCUAUGGCCUAACCGAAUCAACGUUGGUAAUUUGCCAACAAGAUGAUGAACAUCAUACAAACGGUUCAGUUGGCGUUUUGGUAAAAGGUCUUUAUGCACGUGUUGUUGAUGUAAACAGUGGCAAAUGGUUAGGUCCAAGACAAAAAGGUGAAAUUCACGUCAAAGGGCCGAGUGUCAUGAAAGGUUACAUUGGGAAUAAAAAAGCCACCGAUGAAACAAUUGAUGCCGAUGGAUGGAUGAGAACCGGUGAUAUUGGCUACUAUGAUGAAAAGGGCGAGUGGUAUGUUGUGGAUCGACUCAAAGAACUUAUUAAAUACAAAUCAUUUCAAGUGCCACCGGCUGAAGUUGAAGCCUUUCUUCUAACGCAUCCCGAAAUAAGAGAUGCUGGUGUUAUUGGCGUGCCGAAUGAAUUGACGGGAGAAGUGGCAUUUGCGUUUGUCGUUAAACAACCAAACGCUCAAAUCAAGGAAAUAGAUGUUAUCAAUUACGUUGCAGAGCGGCUAUCAAACCCGAAACGUCUUCAUGGUGGCGUCAUGUUUGUUGAUGCCAUACCCAAAAAUCCAAGUGGAAAAAUUUUACGACGAGUUUUACGCGAGAAUAUUAAAAAUUACAAGUCAAAACUAUAAAUUUAAAGAGAAUUUCUCUGCGAAUAGUGUCACCAUUUAAAUGUAACAAUCAGUUUUAUACAAUAAUAAAGCUUAAUGUUGUAAACAGAUUUC